UAGAUUUAUUAACUCAAAGUUCAUGCUUCCACACCCUGAGAUGGCUUUUGCAGGACAGGCUAACCCUGGCAGCCUGCACUGCAAGGUGGUAGGUGGGGCAGCCCAGGCCCACACGGUGGUGCUGCUGACAGGGGAGAAGGAGCUAAAACAGCAGCCAGCAGUGGGGAAAACCACUGAGGUCCCGUUCACCGUGCUGGUGGACAGAGAGGACCAUGACUCCAAUCUCUCUUGCUUCACGGAACUGGACCUGCGUCCUCACGGCCUGGGACUACUGGGGAACAGCUCAGCCCCCAGGCAGCUCCAAACUUUUGAUGAAGGAAGGGACUGCAGAUAGGGGUUUAAGCAGGGGUGUCCUGACUGUAGGGUUUCUUUGAAUGGGGAGAGCUAGAACUCGAAGUAUCUGAGAAAACAUGCCCUGGCCAUUGGGCAGUGGCCACAUAUGAGAGGUCUGAGGCCGAGGAACUUUUGAGAAGGCUGUAUGGUUGUGUCCUAGGGAAGGAGGAGCCCCAGGUAGCGAAGUAUCCUGGAAAAGAGGAAUACAGAUUGGUAGGAGUUGGGGGUUGGAAAUGAGCAUGCUAAGAGAUGAGCUGCAUCCAGUACUGUGAGGCCUCCUCCAGUUCAUAGCCACCCUUCUUUCCAGUCCUGCCCGUGACCUCCCCGCACCUCACGUUCCUUGGUUCCUAGAAGUGGGAAAGUGGUGGCCUGUGGGCUGCUCUCUGGAUGAGCUGUUCCCAGUCUCCAAGGCCCAGGUCCAACUGGCCCUGGGGGCCAAAUGCUGAAUGCCUCAGUCUCAAGGCUUGACAAGGAAACCCUCCAGGCCACAGCUAUUGGGAGAUCUGAGCAGGAGGCUGUGGAGGAGGUUGUUUGACCUUUUACAGUAAAGAGGGUCGGUGCUGUAGGAGAGGCCAAUGGGCAGAAAUAGGGUGGAGAUUAAGGCACAGGGGCGGAGCCUUAUGGGCCAGAGGAGUUACAGCAUGGAUGGGAAGAGUGAAUAGCAGAAAUAGAAUGUGAACAGCCAGGGGGUCAGGUCGGAGAAGCCAGAUACCCUACAGGGAAGAGAUGGAUAGAGGAUGAGCCUUGAUCAACAGGGGUGCAUGGUCAGCAAAAUACUGGACAGUGUUCCGUCUUUAGGCUUCCCAGGGCCUAUCCUGACUCAUGAGCCAGCUCAGCAUCCUUGAAGGGACUAUCGUGGAUAUGACUUGUGCAGCUGGGACCCAAGUCCAGGGCACACUGGAUGGUGUUUUGGCUACAGCACCAGGCAGUCAGUCCAGCUUCAGCUAAACGCCACAGAGAAUGAUGAUGGGGCAGUUUCUUCUGUGGUGCCACCCUGGAAAGUGGAUGAGGAGUUCUUGAACCUGAGCAUCCAGCUGUGCAUCCUGUGUGAGUAGGUGACUUUGAUAUUUAAUCCCUUAUCCUCCUGACCUGGUAAGACUUGAUUCUCCUUUGCCUCCACUAUGCCUUGAAUGUGUUAGAUGUAUCUGAUCAUCUGAUGGUCCCACAGAUAGUCCCAAGACUGACACAGCAAAAUGUCUGAAGAGCUUGAUGUGGAGAGAACUAUCCAUAUCCUGCAGUGCCAGGCCCAGAGCAACCUGGAUCCCCAACUAAAGUAUUUGCGGCAAGGCUCCAGACAACAGGCGCCCAUCAGGAUCCCAUUCCUUGUCAGAUUAAACCACAGAGGUACCUAUUACUGUCAAGUGAGUAGUCCUCGAGGUACACACAAUCUGACUGUGGUGUAAGUCCAGGCAGAGCCAUGGGUCAAGAUGAGAAAAUUUUAGAAGGGGCUGGAGUGUGUUUAUUUACUUUCCACUUCUUUGUACAGCUCGGGACCCCCUUACCAUGACCGUCGUCUAAAUGAUGUUAGUGAUUUUGGGGCUGGUGAUUACAGCAGCAGCCACAGUUUACGUCUUCAGGUUGCAGAAGUGGAUUUGGAGAGUUACCUUGUGAAGCAGGAGCGCACUUGACGGUCCCUCACUUCUUAACAGCCCGACAAAUCUGUGAAGGGGGCACAAUCCAGUGCUUCUGGCCACCGGGAUACUGGGACGCCGCCGACGUAAUCUGGCUGUAACGUCGCACCAAUAAAGCCUUCAAAUCACGAGUCAGUGACUUGAUCCCACCUGCGCUGAGGGAUUCUCCUCUCUCCCUUGGGCAUCCAAGUGUGACCUCUCGGGGAGGGAAGGGCGGAACCUACUGCUUGCAGAAAUGGCUAGAGCGCGGAGAGGCGGGCUGGGCGCUAGCCAAUGGGCUGAGAGAAUUUAGCAGAAGGCGGGGCCUCCCCCAACCAAUAGACGGACGCGUCCUAGUUGCCGCUCUAUGCCGCUCCGCCUUGGCUCGCUAGUCCCAGAAGGCGCCGGGCUUCCCAAGAUGGCGGCCGACGUGUCCGUUACUCACCGGCCCCGGCUGAGCCCGGAGGCUGGGGCCGAGGUUGAAACGGAUGAUGCCACGGAGCGCCGGGCUCCCGAAGAGGAACUGCCUCCUCUAGAUCCAGAAGAGAUCCGGAAACGUCUGGAACACACCGAGCGCCAGUUCCGCAACCGCCGCAAGAUACUGAUCCGGGGCCUCCCGGGGGACGUGACCAACCAGGAAGUGCAUGACCUGCUCAGCGACUUUGAGCUCAAGUACUGUUUUGUGGACAAAUACAAAGGGACAGCUUUUGUGACCCUGCUGAAUGGGGAGCAGGCUGAGGCCGCCAUCAGCGCCUUCCACCAGAGCUGCUUACGGGACCGCGAGCUGUCAGUGCAGCUGCAACCCACGGAUGCCCUGUUGUGUGUGGCCAACCUGCCCCCCAGCUUCACACAGCAGCAGUUUGAGGAGCUGGUGCGUCCCUUUGGCAGCCUGGAACGCUGCUUCCUGGUCUAUAGCGAGCACACUGGCCACUCUAAGGGCUAUGGCUUUGCAGAGUACAUGAAGAAGGACUCGGCUGCCCGCGCCAAGUCAGACCUGCUGGGCAAGCCGCUGGGUCUGCGCACGCUCUAUGUGCACUGGACGGAUGCUGGGCAGCUGACCCCUGCCCUGCUCCAUUCCCGCUGCCUCUGUGUUGAUCGCCUGCCUCCCGGCUUCAGUGAUGUGGAUGCCCUGCGCCGGGCGUUGUCAGCUGUCCACACUCCCACCUUCUGCCAGCUGGCGUAUGGUCAGCAUGGACAGCUGAAAGGCUUUGCAGUGUUGGAAUAUGAAACUGCAGAGAUGGCUGAAGAGGCACAACAGCGGGCGGAUGGCUUGGCUCUGGGGGGCAGCCAUCUGCGUGUCUCCUUCUGUGCCCCAGGGCCCCCUGGUCGUAGCAUGCUGGCUGCACUCAUUGCUGCCCAGGCCACAGUGAGUGCCCUCAAUCGGGGCAAAGGGCUUCUGCCUGAGCCCAACAUCUUGCAGCUGCUCACCAACCUUGGGUCCUCUGCCUCCCUCCAGCUGCUGCUUAACCCCCUGCUCCACGGCAAUGCAGGAGGCAAGCAGGGCCUCCUGGGCGCACCCCCCACCAUGCCAAUACUCAGUGGACCCGCGCUGUCCACGGCACUGCUGCAGCUUGCCCUGCAGACCCAGAGCCAAAAGAAACCUGGGAUCCUGGGAGACUCUCCCCUGGGCACCCACCAGCCUGGGGCCCAGCCAGCCAACCCACUCCUUGGGGAGCUUUCCGCAGGCGGAGGACUGCCCCCGGAGUUGCCGCCCCGGCGCGGGAAACCACCACCCUUGCUGCCACCACUGCUUGGCUCUUCUGGGGGUGACCGGGAAGCCAUGGGUCUGGGUCCCCCAGCUGCCCAGCUCACUCCACCCCCGGCCCCUGUGGGACUCCGAGGCACCGGCCUCAGAGGCCUCCAGAAAGACAGUGGACCUCUACCAACACCCCCUGGGGUCUCACUGCUAGGGGAGCCCCCCAAGGACUUCCGGAUCCCUCUUAAUCCUUACCUGAACCUACACAGCCUGCUUCCAGCCAGCAACCUGGCGGGUAAGGAGGCCCGGGGCUGGGGAGGCGCUGGGAGAAGCCGCCGCCCAGCUGAGGGCCCCCUGCCUAACCCUCCAGCCCCCGGAGGUGGUGGCAGCAGCAAAGCCUUCCAGCUCAAGUCCCGCCUACUCAGCCCCCUCACCAGUGCUCGCCUGCCCUCUGACCCAGGGCUGUCUGACAGCUAUGGUUUCGAUUACCCCUCGGAUGUAGGACCUCGGCGGCUCUUGUCCCACCCUCGAGAGCCAGCACUCGGGCCUCAUGGACCUAGCCGACACAAAAUGUCCCCCCCACCCAGUGGCUUCAGUGAGCGGAGUGGCGGGGGCAGUGGGGGGCCCCUCUCCCACUUCUAUUCGGGCUCACCCACUUCCUACUUCACCAGUGGCCUACAGGCUGGCCUCAAGCAGAGCCACCUGAACAAGGUGGUUGGCUCCUCCCCACUGGGCUCUGGAGAAGGCCUCCUGGGCCUCAGCCCUGGGCCCAAUGGCCACAGCCACCUGCUGAAGACCCCACUGAGUGGCCAGAAGCGUAACUUCGCCCACCUACUGCCCUCACCUGAGCCCAGCCCAGAAGGCAGCUACGUGGGCCAGCACUCACAGGGCCUGGGUGGCCACUACGCAGACUCCUACCUGAAGCGCAAGAGGAUUUUCUAAAGGGCCAGUGCCAGAGAUUCCCAAGGGCCUACAUCAAAUUGCUUUUGGGUUUUCUGGUGUUUUGUUUUAUGGGAUCCCCCCCCCCCUUUUGGUAAUAGAAAAACCUCUGAAAGACUUCGCUGACCAAACAGCCGGAGCCCAAGGCAUGUGGGGGAGUCUGGGGCCUCUCUGCACCUCUGGCUUGCUCCUGGCAUGGAAACCCUGCAGCCUUAAGAGAGAGGCCCUGCCUGCUCUCCCCUCCCUGUGUCUGCCUCUGUCCACCUCUUUGGGAGUCCUCUCCUGCCUCAUCACUCCUGUAUCUUGGCCUUUUGAGUGCCUUGGAGGGUUCCCUGACCUCCUGUGAGGAUCAGAAACUGUCCCUCUUUUUUAACUUUGACAGCUGACUUUUGUUUCCUUUUCUAAUUUUUAUUAUUUUUUAAUAAUCCAGGACAUUCCCCAGCUCUGAAUCCUUCAAGACCCAGUGUGUCUGUCAUUCCACACUUUCCAGUUUGAAACAGCUCAGCCCUGUUCUCCCAUGUCUGCUGCAGGCAUGGCUGUCUCCAGUUCCUGCCUGCCCACUCUAAAAUUGUGCUCCAGCUGCAGGUUCCUGGCUCCCCUGCCACAGUCCCCUGGCCUUCUGAUGCCUUAAAGCUGGGCCUCAGGCCCUGCUGGCCAGAGCCUCGGAUGCCAAGCUCUGGUAGCUUGACUCAGGACCAAAUAGCUCUGGCCUAGGAAUAGGACCUUUCUACCCAAGCGUCCCUACCCUAGGGACAGAAGGUCCAGCAACCCUACUUUUCCUUGUCCUCCUCACCUCCCCAGGUCUGGGUGCUUUACUCUGCCAGCUUAAACCAGCCCCUUUGCUGUUUCUCUGGUAGUCAUGCAUUUCACUGAGCCUCUAUUCUUACCCCAUGUUGAAGAUUAUCUCCACCUCAUCAUUCCUAGGCCAUGUCAUAUGGAGCUGGCCUCCCUUUGGUCCAGUGCUGGCAACUAACAACUGGAGGCAGAUCAGCUCUGUCCCUGCCCACCAGCAGGACCUAUCUACCUGUAGUGACCCUGGGUCCUGUGCCAAGCCAGCUGGGUCACCAGCUUCCCUCCUAUGAUUCUGGGGCAUUCUUGUCCACUCCAGGAGGUGGGAGGGUGUCCACUCCCCAAUCCUCUCACACAGACCUUUGCUGAAUUAAAGUUUGUAAGUAAAUGGUUUUAAAGAAAACAGUGCUGGCUCG
Molecule: messenger RNA, 5783 nt
Organism: Condylura cristata (star-nosed mole)
Lineage: Eukaryota; Metazoa; Chordata; Mammalia; Eulipotyphla; Talpidae
Gene: RAVER1
Product: ribonucleoprotein, PTB-binding 1
Exons: 13
Coding region: 2311-4581 (756 amino acids)
Molecular function (GO): RNA binding
Source: RefSeq, a predicted model, not a curated record